Molecule: messenger RNA, 1524 nt
Organism: Ylistrum balloti
Lineage: Eukaryota; Metazoa; Mollusca; Bivalvia; Pectinida; Pectinidae
Product: carboxypeptidase M-like
Exons: 8
Coding region: 1-1284 (427 amino acids)
Biological process (GO): proteolysis
Cellular component (GO): cell surface
Molecular function (GO): zinc ion binding; metallocarboxypeptidase activity
Source: RefSeq, a predicted model, not a curated record
AUGCAGUGGAGUGCCCCUCUGGGAUGGGUCAUCAUGGUUGCCAUGACAAUGGUAUCGUUGUCUAUGGUAACAAGUUUGGACUUCACAUAUCAUAGACACCCUGCGAUGUCAGUCUUUCUACAAAACUUGAGUGUAAACUACCCAGAAAUCACCCAUUUAUACAGCAUCGGUCAAAGCAUUGAAGGUCGUGACCUCUGGGUGUUAGCCAUUGGAAAGUCACCUAAAAGCCAUGUGACCUUGCGACCUCAUGUUAAGUAUGUUGGUAACAUGCAUGGCAAUGAGCCUGUUGGCAGGGAGGUGUUGUUGCACCUUAUUGAAGAGUUUGUGUUGAAUUAUGCCACCAAUAGUACCUUGCGAACCUUCCUCGACAACACACUGGUACACAUUCUCCCAACGAUGAAUCCUGAUGGAUUUGAGGCCUCAUUUGAAGGAAGUUGUGCAGGGAACGUUGGCAGAGCGAACAGCAACAUGUUUGACCUGAAUCGCAAUUUUCCGGACAAAUUUGAAUUCAAUGACCUUGAACAACAGCCAGAGACAAAGGCUGUCAUCAGUUGGCUGUCACAGUACCAAUUUAUCCUCUCAGCAAAUCUCCAUGGAGGGGCACUGGUGGUUAACUACCCUUAUGAUAAUUAUGCAGGAGCAUCAUUAUCUCUGGCAACGAAGCUUGUGCCGAGUCCAGAUGACGAUAUUUUUCAGCACAUAUCAAAGGUAUUCAGUUACUCCCAUCAUCGGAUGUACCAAGGAGGGUUUUGUGGUGAAACUUUUACUGAUGGCAUCACUAAUGGAGCUAUGUGGUAUCCUAUGAGAGGAGGAAUGCAGGACUACAAUUAUGUACACGCUGGAUGUCUGGAGGUCACUAUCGAACAGAGUUGCUGCAAGUAUCCUCAACAUACAGAACUACCAAGUUUCUGGACGGAGAACAAGGAUGCCAUGAUCAAUUACCUGAUGAUUGUAAAUACCAUGGGUGUCCGGGGUUUGGUAAAGAAAGCAGAUGGGACACCUGUCAAGGGGGCGCAACUUUGUAUUAUGGGACGCGAAGACAUCAAGUUUACAACAACAGCACAAGGCGAAUAUUGGCGAAUUCUACUUCCUGGAAACUACACAAUUAUGGUAAAAACCACGGAUUUGGGAGAGACAAAUCAAAUCUUCACAGUUCAACCCAACAUACCAACAAGGCUGGAUAUAGUGCUUGGUGAUAUUUCAGAGCCAUUCAACUCAGGACAUGUAAUACAGAGUUGCCUUCUGUUGUUGUCAAGUGCACUUGUUACCAUAGCGAUGUUGUGAUAAACAUAUCAUCCAAUAGGAAUCCUUGUUGUAAUUUUAUACCAGCAUAUCUGUGAUUUAUGUUUUUAGUCAGGGAAAUUAAUAAUUGACCUUGUGUAAAUUAAUUUAAACUUAAUGGAAUUUCAAUAGGAAAUGUGAUUUCAUGUUUUAAUCUUGCAUGGUACCAGAUUUUUUUUUUAUAGAAAUUGACUAAUAUUUAUUGGUAACAAAACCUGUAGCAGAAAAUUAGAAGGAUUUUAA